GAGCGGAGGCGAGUGGGGAGGGGAGUUCAGUCUGUGUUGCUCCCUCAGCCGACGGGUUACCAUCUCCUUCUCCAGCCGAUUUCGUUCCCAGUCGCUUCCUCGCCUCUCAGCAUGGGGUACGGCCGCUCGGACAGUUACCGUGUGGCCACCACACAGGGUGGGAAGGAUGACCAGCAGUCACCCAAGAAACCCAAGAGUCAGAAACGGGACAUGGAUGACCUGAAGAAGGAGGUGGCACUGACGGAGCACAAGAUGUCCGUGGAGGAGGUGUGUAGGAAGCACCAGGCUGACUGUGUGCAGGGUCUGACCCACGCCAAGGCAGCGGAGUUCCUACAGCGGGACGGCCCCAAUGCCCUGACCCCUCCCCCCACCACCCCCGAGUGGAUCAAGUUCUGCCGACAGCUCUUUGGGGGCUUCUCCAUCCUGCUGUGGAUCGGGGCCAUUCUCUGCUUCCUCGCCUACGGUAUCCAGGCUGCCACCGAGGACUCGCCCUCCGGAGACAAUCUGUACCUGGGCAUCGUGCUGUCUGCCGUCGUCAUCAUCACCGGCUGCUUCUCCUACUACCAGGAAGCCAAGAGCUCGAAGAUCAUGGAGUCCUUCAAAAACAUGGUGCCCCAGCAAGCCAUGGUGAUCCGUGAGGGCGAGAAGAUGCAGAUCAACGCAGAGGAGGUGGUGGCGGGCGAUCUGGUGGAGGUGAAGGGGGGAGACCGGAUCCCGGCAGAUCUCCGCAUUAUCUCCGCGCACGGCUGCAAGGUGGAUAACUCUUCGCUGACCGGGGAAUCGGAGCCCCAGACCCGCUCCCCUGAUUGCACCAACGACAACCCACUGGAGACCCGCAACAUCGCCUUCUUCUCCACCAACUGCGUCGAAGGGACUGCGCGGGGGAUUGUGAUCUUCACGGGUGACCGGACAGUGAUGGGACGAAUAGCCACGCUGGCCUCGGGCCUGGACACGGGCAAGACUCCCAUCGCCAAGGAGAUCGAGCACUUCAUCCAUAUCAUCACUGGCGUGGCUGUCUUCCUGGGCCUCUCCUUCUUCAUCCUCUCCAUCAUCCUGGGCUACUCCUGGCUGGAGGCUGUCAUCUUCCUCAUCGGCAUCAUCGUAGCCAAUGUCCCUGAGGGGCUACUGGCCACCGUCACGGUCUGCCUGACCCUAACAGCGAAGCGGAUGGCACGGAAGAACUGUCUGGUGAAGAACCUGGAGGCAGUAGAGACCCUGGGCUCCACUUCGACCAUCUGCUCAGACAAGACAGGCACGUUGACCCAGAACCGCAUGACCGUGGCCCACAUGUGGUUUGACAACCAGAUUCAUGAGGCUGACACCACUGAGGACCAGUCCGGUGCUUCCUUCGACAAAAGCUCCAUCACCUGGGCCUCCCUGUCCCGGAUUGCCGCUCUCUGUAACCGCGCCACCUUCAAACCCGGACAGGAGAACGUACCCAUCCUGAAGCGAGAAGUGGCUGGUGAUGCAUCUGAGUCAGCACUGCUGAAGUGUAUCGAGCUAUCGUCUGGCUCAGUCAGGGCCACGCGAGACAAGAACAAGAAGAUUAACGAGAUCCCCUUCAACUCCACGAAUAAAUACCAGCUCUCCAUUCACGAGACAGAAGACCCCAAUGAGAAGCGGUACCUUCUGGUGAUGAAGGGAGCGCCAGAACGGAUCUUGGACCGGUGCUCCACCAUCAUGCUUCAGGGCAAGGAACAGACACUCGAUGAGGAGAUGAAGGAGGCCUUCCAGAACGCCUACAUGGAGCUGGGCGGUCUAGGCGAAAGAGUACUCGGCUUCUGCCAUUUCUACCUCCCUGAGGAUCAAUUUCCGCGGGGAUUUGCCUUCGAUGCUGACGAUGUCAACUUCCCCACUGAGAACCUGUGCUUCAUUGGCCUAAUGUCCAUGAUUGACCCACCCCGGGCUGCCGUUCCUGAUGCUGUUGGAAAGUGCCGGAGCGCCGGAAUUAAGGUGAUCAUGGUGACAGGAGACCACCCGAUCACGGCCAAGGCUAUCGCCAAGGGAGUGGGCAUCAUCUCCGAGGGUAAUGAGACGGUGGAAGACAUCGCAGCCCGGCUCAAUAUCCCUGUCAGCCAGGUCAACCCACGAGACGCCAAGGCAUGUGUGAUCCAUGGAACUGACCUGAAGGAUCUCAGCUCGGAGCAGAUUGACGACAUCCUCCGUAACCACACUGAGAUUGUCUUCGCACGGACGUCGCCUCAGCAGAAACUCAUCAUUGUGGAGGGCUGCCAGAGACAGGGUGCGAUUGUGGCAGUGACAGGGGAUGGGGUGAAUGACUCCCCAGCCCUGAAGAAGGCUGACAUCGGCGUGGCGAUGGGGAUCGCAGGCUCUGACGUUUCCAAACAGGCCGCUGACAUGAUCCUCCUCGAUGACAACUUUGCCUCCAUCGUCACGGGAGUGGAGGAAGGACGGCUGAUCUUUGACAACCUGAAGAAAUCUAUUGCCUACACCUUGACCAGCAACAUCCCCGAGAUCACACCCUUCCUGCUGUUUAUCAUGGCCAACAUCCCUCUGCCACUGGGCACCAUCACCAUCCUGUGCAUUGACCUGGGAACCGACAUGGUACCCGCCAUCUCACUGGCCUACGAAGCGGCUGAGAGUGACAUCAUGAAGCGUCAGCCCCGAAAUCCUCGGAUGGACAAGCUGGUGAACGAGAGACUGAUCAGCAUCGCCUAUGGGCAGAUCGGAAUGAUACAGGCCCUGGGAGGUUUCUUUUCCUACUUUGUCAUCCUGGCAGAGAACGGCUUCCUCCCAAAAAACCUGGUGGGGAUUCGACUGCACUGGGACGACAGGAAUGUCAAUGACCUGGAGGACAGUUACGGACAGCAGUGGACAUACGAGCAGCGUAAGAUCGUGGAGUUUACUUGCCACACUGCCUUCUUCGUCAGCAUUGUGGUGGUGCAGUGGGCUGAUCUGCUGAUCUGUAAGACCAGGAGAAACUCCAUCUUCCAGCAGGGAAUGAAGAAUAAGAUCCUGAUCUUCGGCCUUUUCGAGGAGACAGCACUAGCGGCCUUCCUCUCCUACUGUCCUGGCAUGGACGUCGCCCUGCGGAUGUACCCCCUCAAGCCCAACUGGUGGUUCUGUGCAUUCCCAUACAGCUUCCUGAUCUUUGUGUACGACGAAAUCCGAAAACUCAUUCUCCGCAGGAACCCAGGAGGCUGGGUGGAGAGAGAGACUUACUACUGAGACCCCCGCCCACCUCUCCCUCUGCUCUGCCCUCUCCCUUUCGCCCCACUGGAGGAACAACAUCCAGAUGGGAGAGACCUCGGACUUCUUACCUUGGAACCCCCACAGCCC
Molecule: messenger RNA, 3300 nt
Organism: Mobula hypostoma (lesser devil ray)
Lineage: Eukaryota; Metazoa; Chordata; Chondrichthyes; Myliobatiformes; Myliobatidae
Gene: atp1a3b
Product: ATPase Na+/K+ transporting subunit alpha 3b
Exons: 23
Coding region: 112-3189 (1025 amino acids)
Biological process (GO): intracellular sodium ion homeostasis; sodium ion export across plasma membrane; proton transmembrane transport
Cellular component (GO): plasma membrane
Molecular function (GO): ATP binding; P-type sodium:potassium-exchanging transporter activity; ATP hydrolysis activity
Source: RefSeq, a predicted model, not a curated record